Phycomyces blakesleeanus NRRL 1555(-) is the source of this 828-nucleotide messenger RNA. RefSeq lists its product as hypothetical. NCBI's taxonomy places the organism in Eukaryota, Fungi, Mucoromycota, Mucoromycetes, Mucorales, Phycomycetaceae. Bases 1 to 828 code for a protein of 275 amino acids. The record is from RefSeq and is a predicted model, not a curated record. The transcript has 4 exons.
AUGCCUUCCACGGCGUCUGUUGCUUCCGCCAGUGGGACUUUUCUGCCAGUGGGUUUGUUGCUUCCCACUGGUAGGCCCUUUCCUCCUACCAGUGGACCUGUUAUCUCUCGCCAGUGGACCUUUUCAUAUAGCCGUCGGUUGCCAGUUGCCAGUUGCCAGUUGCCAGCCGCCUGUUUUACUUCCACUGGCGGGUCCAUUUAUCUCACUGGUAGGAGACAUUUAUCCCACUGGUCGGACAUUUGCUUCCUGUUGCUUCCUGUUGCUUCUGCCGGGGAACCCGAUGGUUCCAUUUCUGCCGCAAAAUUGUCGGCUAUGUUGUGUCCUCAAGACACCUCGUCGAAAGCCGAUAAGGCUCACCAGAAGCCCAACAUGGGCGCCUGUAAAAAGGCCACAUCAGCCCAUAAGAGAGGCCAAAGUAUGCGCCAGAGCAAAGACCAAUCUGGCCCACAAGACAGGCCAAUGCUCCAAGUGCGCACCAGAGAAAGGGCAAACCAGCCCACAAGAAAGGCCAAAGUAUGUGCCAGAAGAAAAGGGCAAACCAGCCCACAAGAAAGGUCAAAGUAUGUGCCAGAAGAAAAGGGCAAACCAGCCCACAAGAAAGGCCAAAGUAUGUGCCAGAAGAAAAGGGCAAACCGCCCCACAAGAAAGGCCAAAGUAUGUGCCAGAAAAAAGGACAAAUUGGUCCGCAAGAAAGGCCAAAGUAGGCGCCAGAGCAAACAUCAAUCCGGCCCACAAGAAAGGCUAAUGCUCCAAAUGCGCGCAAGAGAAAAAAAGGUUUUUCAGAGACCCUCAAGGUCACUGUCAAGAUUCAAAGCCAAAUCAAGAUAG